Molecule: messenger RNA, 1017 nt
Organism: Cladophialophora yegresii CBS 114405
Lineage: Eukaryota; Fungi; Ascomycota; Eurotiomycetes; Chaetothyriales; Herpotrichiellaceae
Exons: 1
Coding region: 1-1017 (338 amino acids)
Source: RefSeq, a predicted model, not a curated record
AUGAAGACUGACGAAGAACUGUCCAGACCGCUAGUUUUCUAUGUCGGCACCAUCCCAUUUGUCUCACUGAUGUACAUUGUCGCACACUUGGCGGCUUUACAAUUUAACGGCUUGCCUUCACCACCGUACCCUCAGAACGGCAGAUACUCAUUGCCAAAGUCGAAUGCACGGCCUUACGACGCAGACUAUGCUGUCACGCGCUCUUUCUUCAUACUUGGCGUCACGGUUCUUUAUACGCUCGCAUGGCUAGGCCAAUCAAUCCUCUGCACAUCUUGUGAGCUGGCUCCAAUUCUGCAGGGCAAUCAAGGGAUCGUUCCGAAAUGGUGCCCACAAUCAAAUUUUCGAGACUCCGGCCAACCAGGGCUCGCCAGCAUGUUAGGUACGUUGGCGCCGGUGAAAGAUUUCUUGCAGUGGGUCAUGGUUGUAUUGGCCAUAGCCUUGAUUGAAUGCGCAAGGCGCGAAUAUGUCCGGGCCGAAGUGGUGCGACGACAACAAGUGAGGAUGAUGGGUGCGGGUGUGGACUUUGGAGGCCCGAGCCAAGGCACAAACGCCGUUGUCCCGUCAAAAAUCCCAGGAGUCGAGCUCAACGAUAUCAGUGGGCCGAAACUUGUCUUCAGAGCGGAGGAGGAAGCUCGACGGAGGAAGGAAGAAGAGGAGGAGAAAAAGCGACAGGAGGAGGAGAAGAGGAAGAAGCAGUUGGUGACGGGAGGAAGCUCGCUUCCACCUCAGCCGACGGGACUGGGAGCGCCCGGGAACAAGGACAAUUACUACGGCAAUGGGAUGGGGCUGAAGAGGACCGGCACAUUGAAUUACAUGUACGAGUCCAAGGUAGUUACAGGGCCAGGAGCUGUUGCCACGGGACCUGCCCCACCACUUCCUGCUCAAAUAAUCGCAUCGAAGCGGCCGACUCAGCCUAUGGCACCGCCCGCCCCGGGAAACACAGACAACUACUACGGAAAUGCGAUGGGCUUGAAAAGAAGCGGCACCUUGAACUAUAUGUACGAGUCCAGGAUAUGA